AUGAGCACUCUGACGCGGUUCAGCCAUCCACACUACCUCCUGCGCCUCCUCGGCUGCUUGCCCGCCCUGCUCUACUGGCUCCUGCACUCCGUGCCCUCCUCGGGCCAGCACACCAGCUCCCUGGCCGACGCCCAACUCGCCCUCACCAUCCCGCUCAUCGCCCUCCCGGUCUUCGUCCUCCUCCGCCUCCGCCAGCUCCGCAACUCCUUCCAUCUCCUUGAACUCAGCCUUGAAACUCUCCUCGACACGUGGCUCGUCAAUUUCGUCGCUUUCAAUUUGGGAUCGUUGGCCUAUCUCGGAGGAUGGGUCCCUGCGAUGACCUACUUGGCCUGCUUGAUAUCGUUCGGCAUAAUAUGCCCCAAACCCGCCUAUCUAGGUCCGUCUAAAUUGAGGAUAAUGGAUCCCGAGACCUUCGCCGCCGAAGUCUUGAACAAGACAUAUUCGUCUGUUGUCGGUUUCUCGGCAAGCGAGCUGCUAACUCUGACGCCGGAGAAGCUGCAAGCGAAGGCAAGAGAUGCGCCGAAAGCGGCCCCGAACGGGCACUUUUCGACGAAGAGAUGGGUGGUCUGGCCGGUUUCCGAGGCGCGGAAACGGGCGCAAGUCGGGCUCAUGGACAUGGAGAUCAUGCUGGCCGAUCUGUCACUCGAGUUUGGGGACUCGCAGACGAUAGAGUUCGUGGUCCUGGAGAUGAGGAACUCGAAUGCGCUGUGUGGGACGCUGAAGAUCUGGGCAGAUGAUGACUCGGCCGCGUCGCCCGUCCAGCCGGACGUGGACGACUUGGUCUUGCUGCUAUACCAAGCGGGACGAGAGAUCAAUCGGCUGCCAGCCCGCCAGCUGUGUAACGAUAGCAGCAGCUCAGACGAAGAAGAAGAGGUUGUGCUCCCUGACGCUCAUAGCGGCUCGCCGGUCGUCUGGUCUCACCGAGCUAUCCUCAAAGCCUUCAACUUGAAGUCAGAUUAG
Molecule: messenger RNA, 960 nt
Organism: Puccinia triticina
Lineage: Eukaryota; Fungi; Basidiomycota; Pucciniomycetes; Pucciniales; Pucciniaceae
Exons: 6
Coding region: 1-960 (319 amino acids)
Source: RefSeq, a predicted model, not a curated record